Molecule: messenger RNA, 1908 nt
Organism: Argentina anserina (silverweed cinquefoil)
Lineage: Eukaryota; Viridiplantae; Streptophyta; Magnoliopsida; Rosales; Rosaceae
Product: probable inorganic phosphate transporter 1-7
Exons: 2
Coding region: 117-1739 (540 amino acids)
Biological process (GO): phosphate ion transport; transmembrane transport
Cellular component (GO): membrane
Molecular function (GO): phosphate transmembrane transporter activity
Source: RefSeq, a predicted model, not a curated record
CGUAAUCCACGGCAUAACCCAAGUUACAUCUUCUUCUUCAAUGUUUGUUCAAGAAGAAGGAAUUAUAGCUUAAAUAUUCAAGCAAGCCGCUGGAGGAGGACUAGUACUGACAAGAAAUGGCUAAAGCUCAAUUGGGAGUGCUAAAUGCACUUGAUGUGGCCAAGACGCAGUGGUACCAUUUCACAGCAAUUGUGAUUGCGGGAAUGGGAUUCUUCACUGAUGCGUAUGAUCUUUUCUGCAUUUCCUUGGUCUCCAAGUUACUUGGCCGUAUAUACUACACCGACAUAACUCAUCCAAAGCCAGGUUCUUUGCCACCAAAUGUGGCUGCUGCCGUUAAUGGUGUGGCCCUAGUUGGAACCCUAGCCGGCCAACUCUUUUUCGGGUGGCUCGGUGACAAAAUGGGUCGCAAAAAGGUCUAUGGGAUGACCCUUCUCAUCAUGGUCAUCUGCUCCAUCGCAUCUGGCCUCUCAUUUUCUGAUCACCCAACCACCGUGAUGGCCACUCUAUGCUUCUUCCGCUUCUGGCUUGGGUUUGGCAUUGGUGGCGACUACCCUCUUUCCGCCACAAUCAUGUCCGAAUAUGCCAACAAAAAAACCCGUGGGGCUUUUAUAGCCGCUGUGUUUGCUAUGCAAGGGUUUGGAAUUCUGGCUGGAGGAAUUGUGGCAUUGGUGGUCUCAACUGCUUUCGACAAAAGCUUCCCAGCUCCUACAUAUGGAGAGAAUCCGGUAGCUUCUCUAGUCCCUCAAGCGGAUUAUGUCUGGCGUAUAAUUCUCAUGUUUGGGGCACUUCCAGCUGGUAUGACUUACUACUGGCGUAUGAAAAUGCCCGAAACUGCUCGUUACACUGCUCUUGUUGCCAAAAAUGCCAAGCUAGCUGCAGAAGACAUGUCCAAGGUUCUCCAAGUUGAACUUGAAGCCGAAGAGGAAAAGGUACAGCAAUAUACUGAUGAGAAAUCCAAUUCCUUUGGUUUGUUCACCAAGGAGUUUGCUAAAAGGCAUGGUUGGCAUUUACUUGGAACAACCUCAACUUGGUUCCUACUUGAUAUUGCCUUCUACAGCCAAAACCUUUUCCAAAAGGAUAUCUUCAGCGCAAUCGGGUGGAUCCCUUCAGCUGAUAAAAUGAAUGCAAUUCAUGAGGUUUACAAAAUUGCAAGAGCACAGACACUCAUAGCAAUGUGCAGCACUGUGCCUGGCUACUGGUUCACUGUGGCGUUCAUUGAUCAUAUUGGCCGGUUUGCCAUCCAACUGAUGGGUUUCUUCUUCAUGACCGUCUUCAUGUUUGCACUGGCAAUUCCAUACCAUCACUGGACCUUGAAGCCUAACAGAAUUGGGUUUAUUGCAAUAUAUUCACUAACCUUUUUCUUUGCCAACUUUGGACCCAAUGCCACCACAUUCGUUGUUCCCGCAGAGAUUUUCCCGGCCCGUCUCAGGUCGACGUGUCACGGAAUUUCCGCUGCAGCUGGGAAGGCGGGAGCAAUCGUGGGAGCUUUCGGAUUCUUGUAUGCAGCCCAAAGCAAGGACCCGACGAAGACCGAUGCAGGGUAUCCCGCCGGCAUUGGUGUGAAGAAUUCUCUGAUUAUGCUUGGUGUGAUCAACUUUUUGGGGAUGGCGUUUACUUUCCUGGUGCCAGAGUCUAAGGGAAAAUCACUUGAAGAGUUGACAGGUGAGAAUGAAGAUGGAAAUGAGGCCACGGAAGAGCCGGCCGCUCCUACUAAUAAGUUCGUUCCAGUUGAGGUUUAGGUUUGGUGAGCUAUUUACAAUCAGGUGAUCGCUUGAUUUGCAAUGCAACAAUAAUGUAGAUAUAUUGGCUUGUGGAAGCUUAAUUGCUGAAACUACUAUUGUAAUGUCUUUUUGGAUGUGGUUUUCUUGUGUAAUUGAUUUAUAUGAAAUUUCUUUCUGGCUUGAUGUA